Saccharomyces eubayanus is the source of this 1647-nucleotide messenger RNA. RefSeq names its product F1F0 ATP synthase subunit alpha (gene ATP1). The transcript has a single exon. Gene Ontology annotation, biological process: proton motive force-driven ATP synthesis; proton transmembrane transport. Bases 1 to 1647 code for a protein of 548 amino acids. Lineage: Eukaryota; Fungi; Ascomycota; Saccharomycetes; Saccharomycetales; Saccharomycetaceae. The record is from RefSeq and is a predicted model, not a curated record. Gene Ontology annotation, molecular function: ATP binding; ADP binding; proton-transporting ATP synthase activity, rotational mechanism.
AUGAUGUUAGCUCGUACUGCUGCUAUCCGUUCUCUGUCGAGAACUUUACUGCACUCCGCCAGAGCCGCAAGACCUGCCGCUGGUGUUGCUGCUUUGGCCUCCGCCAGAAGAUUGGCUUCCACCAAGGCGCAACCCACAGAAGUUUCCUCCAUUUUAGAGGAAAGAAUCAAGGGCGUGUCCGAUGAGGCCAACUUGAACGAAACCGGUAGGGUUCUUGCCGUCGGUGAUGGUAUUGCCCGUGUUUUCGGUUUAAACAACAUCCAAGCCGAAGAAUUGGUCGAAUUUUCCUCCGGUGUCAAAGGUAUGGCUUUGAACUUGGAGCCCGGUCAAGUCGGUAUCGUUCUUUUCGGUUCUGACAGACUGGUCAAGGAAGGUGAGUUGGUUAAGAGAACCGGUAAGAUUGUCGAUGUUCCCGUUGGCCCAGGCCUUUUGGGUAGAGUCGUUGAUGCUCUAGGUAACCCAAUUGAUGGUAAGGGACCCCUUGACUCCGUGGGUCGUUCAAGAGCUCAGGUCAAAGCCCCAGGUAUCUUGCCAAGAAGAUCCGUCCACGAACCGGUCCAGACCGGUUUGAAAGCCGUUGACGCGUUGGUCCCUAUCGGUAGAGGCCAAAGAGAACUGAUCAUUGGUGAUCGUCAAACCGGUAAGACCGCCGUCGCCUUGGACACCAUCUUAAACCAAAAGAGAUGGAACAACGGUAACGACGAAACCAAAAAACUUUACUGUGUUUACGUUGCCGUCGGACAGAAAAGAUCCACCGUUGCCCAAUUGGUCCAGACUUUGGAACAACACGACGCCAUGAAGUAUACCAUCAUUGUUGCCGCCACCGCAUCUGAAGCCGCUCCUUUGCAAUACUUGGCUCCGUUUACCGCUGCAUCCAUUGGUGAAUGGUUCAGAGAUAACGGUAAGCACGCUUUGAUCGUAUACGAUGACUUGUCGAAGCAAGCCGUCGCAUACCGUCAAUUGUCUUUGUUGUUGAGACGUCCUCCUGGUCGUGAAGCCUACCCUGGUGAUGUCUUUUACUUGCAUUCAAGACUUUUGGAAAGAGCUGCUAAGUUGUCCGAAAAGGAAGGUUCCGGUUCUUUGACCGCCUUGCCUGUUAUUGAAACUCAAGGUGGUGAUGUUUCGGCUUAUAUUCCAACCAAUGUCAUUUCCAUUACCGAUGGUCAAAUUUUCUUGGAAGCUGAAUUAUUCUACAAAGGUAUCAGACCUGCCAUUAACGUCGGUUUGUCCGUCUCUCGUGUCGGUUCCGCUGCUCAAGUCAAAGCUUUGAAGCAAGUCGCCGGUUCUUUGAAAUUGUUUUUGGCUCAAUACAGAGAAGUCGCUGCUUUUGCCCAAUUUGGUUCCGAUUUAGAUGCUUCUACCAAGCAAACUUUGGUUAGAGGUGAAAGAUUGACUCAAUUAUUGAAGCAAAACCAAUACUCUCCAUUGGCUACCGAAGAACAAGUUCCAUUGAUCUAUGCUGGUGUUAACGGUCAUUUGGACAACAUUGAACUAUCAAGAAUUGGUGAGUUUGAAUCUUCUUUCUUAUCUUACCUAAAAUCUAAUCACGAUGAACUUCUAACUGAAAUUAGAGAAAAGGGUGAAUUGUCAAAAGAACUGUUGGCUUCCUUAAAGAGUGCUACAGAAUCCUUUGUUGCCACUUUUUAA